CAGCACUGAGCCUUGACAGCGUGGAGGAGACCCUCGAGGAAGCGAGUCCAACCCGGGUCUGAGGCAUCGGUCCUCCAGGCUGUUGCUGGGCGACGGCGCCUCGGUUCGCAGGGGUUCUGCCACCCUGCGUUGCGUCUGAGGCGGAGGCACCGCGACACGUAACGUGUGAAUCCGCCUCCCUCCCUUCUUCCCCCCACCCAUUUUUUAUUAUUAUUCUCGCGGUCCUCCCAUCCUCCCCUUUCCCCCAUAUUGCCUAUAUCUCCAUCGGGGGAAGGGAAGAGCAGGAGUCUCGACGGCGCCUCUCUGCGCCCCCCCCCCCGCUUUUCUUCCUCUUCCUCCUCCUCCUCCUCCUCCUCUCCGCCAUGUAGACCCCAGGGGCCCCCUUUCUGCUUUUCGCAUGGAGCGGGCUCCUUGACGUCAGCUCUAUGAAUAUUGCACGAAGAAGCCGGCUGGCCAGAGCGACGGCGGCGACUCGAUGUAGACCGGGGCUCUAUGCCGGGGGGGACCACGGCGGAGGGGGAGGAGGAGGAGGGGGGCAGGAGGAAGCCUUGAUCGCCGCCGCUUUGGAGAAGGAGGAGACCCGCAGGCUGCUGGCCGAGAGAGGAGGAGGAGGAGGAGGAGGAGGAGGCGGCGGCGGAGGGGGCCCGGUCCGCCCCUGCAGCGGCCCCGCGGGCUUCGUGCUCCUGCUGCCCCCGCCGCCCCCGCGGGAGGAGGAGGCGGCGGCGGCGGGGCUGGGAGGCUGCGCCCUGCUCCCCUCUCCCCGCGAGGGCGGGCCCACCCCGCUGGGCGAAUGUGACCUGGGCGCCCGGCACUGGGGCAGCGGGAGGGGGGGACGCCUGCCCGGGAGCGCCGCCUCGGCCGGACCCGCCGCCAACGCGCUCCUCCCGCCCGCGCCCGCCCCGCGGCUCCUGCCCGCCUCCAACCCAGGCGCACCGGGCCCGGGCCCGGCCUCCAGCAUGUCCGCCGCCAAGGAGAGGCCGCCCAAGAGCAAAGCGCCCACCAAGGAGAGCGUCACCCUCUUGCCCUGCUUCUAUUUCGUCGAGUUACCCAUACUAGCAUCUUCUGUUGUUAGCCUCUAUUUCCUUGAGCUGACAGAUGUCUUCAAGCCAGUUCAUUCUGGAUUCAGCUGCUAUGACAGGAGUUUGAGUAUGCCAUACAUUGAACCUUCCCAAGAGGCUGUUCCCUUCUUGAUGUUACUUAGUCUGGCUUUUGCUGCACCAGCCAUUACGAUCAUGGUGGGUGAAGGCAUUCUCUACUGCUGCCUUUCAAAACGCCGGAACGGUAUCAGCGCUGAAGCCAAUAUCAAUGCAGGGGGCUGUAACUUCAACUCUUUCCUCAGGAGAGCUGUCCGUUUUGUUGGUGUCCACGUAUUUGGCCUUUGUGCCACUGCUCUCAUCACUGAUAUUAUACAGCUGUCAACGGGGUAUCAAACACCAUAUUUCCUGACUGUAUGCAAGCCUAACUAUACAUCCCUCAAUGUAUCCUGCUCAGAAAAUUCUUACAUUGUGGACGAUAUUUGCUCAGGACCUGAUCCCAUGAUCAUCAACGAUGGAAGAAAGUCAUUCCCUUCACAACACGCCACUCUGGCAGCCUUUGCAGCUGUGUACGUUUCGAUGUACUUCAAUUCAACGUUAACCGAUUCCUCUAAACUCCUGAAACCACUUCUAGUGUUUGCAUUUAUCAUUUGCGGGAUCAUUUGUGGACUGACUCGCAUCACCCAGUACAAAAACCAUCCAGUUGAUGUUUAUUGUGGCUUUUUAAUCGGGGGUGGAAUUGCCCUUUACUUGGGCUUCUAUGCUGUGGGGAACUUUCUACCAAGUGAAGACAAUAUGCUUAAUCCAAACCCCCAUCGAGAACCACUGAGGUCUUUGACAGACCUGAGCCAAGACGCCAGCAGAAUCUUACCAGGGAAAAACAGUAGCAGCAAUGAUGCCAUUUCCACUCACCAUCCUGAGAGUAUGUUGAACAGGAACCACAGAGAAACUGGCUCUCUGACCAACCUCAAAAGAGGAAAUGCUGAUGUGGAGAUUAUAACCCCACGAAGCCCAAUGGGAAAGGAGAACAUGGUCACUUUCAGCAACACUCUGCCAAGAGCCAACACACCUGCAAUGGAAGAAUCAGCUCGACGGAAUGCAACUAUUCAUGCCUCUAUGGAUUCAGCCCGCUCAAAGCAGCUACUCACUCAAUGGAAGAACAAGAAUGAAAGCCGGAAGUUGUCCUUGCAAGUGAUAGAAACAGAUUCUGGACAAUCACCACCUCGAGCAAUUGAGAUGAGGUCAAGCUCUGAGCCAUCCAGAGUUGGUGUCAAUGGAGAUCAUCAUGGUCCUACCAACCAGUACCUAAAAAUCCAACCUGGUAGUAUGCCAGGGUGUAACAGUGCAGGUCUGUCUGGUGGGCCAAGGGUUUCCAUUCAGUCACGCCCAGGUUCUUCACAGCUUGUGCAUAUUCCUGAAGAGACACAGGAAAAUGUAAACACAUCUCCCAAAACAAGUUCUGCUCGUGCAAAGUGGUUGAAAGCUGCUGAGAAGACAGCUGGGUGCAGAACCAAUAGCCAGCCAAGGAUCAUGCAGGUCAUUGCUAUGUCGAAGCAGCAAGGAGUCCUUCAGGGCAGCCCACAAAGCUCUGAAGGCAGUACGGUCACCUGUACUGGAUCGAUCCGAUAUAAGACCUUGACAGACCAUGAGCCGAGCAGUAUCGUAAGAAUAGAGGCCCACCCUGAGAACAACCGACCCAUCAUUCAGAUGCCAUCAGAAGGAGAAGGGAGUGGCUCAUGGAAAUGGAAAGCACCUGAGAAAGGAAGUCUUCGUCAAACAUACGAGCUCAACGAUCUCAACAGAGACUCAGAGAGCUGUGAAUCUUUGAAAGACAGUUAUGGAUCUGGGGACAGAAAACGAAGUAACAUCGACAACAGUGAACACCAUCAUCAUGGGAUGACCACAAUAAGGGUCACACCAGUAGAAGGCAGCGAGAUUGGUUCAGAGACCCUGUCCAUUUCCUCCAGCCGUGAUUCUACACUUCGAAGAAAAGGUAAUAUCAUUUUAAUUCCAGAAAGAGGAAGCAGUCCAGAGAACACCAGGAACAUCUUCUACAAAGGGACGUCUCCUACAAGAGCCUACAAAGAAUGAGAGUUGGUGCUUUGGUCGAGCCAUACAACUAACACUCAAUACUGUUUGGUACAAGGUUUUUGCUCUCUCUCUCUCUUUAUUAUUUUAUUUUUUUGAGCUGAUGCUGAAAUAUUCUUGAUGUGCCAAAAUAUCGACCAUCAGCCUGACUGUUUAUGGAUGUUGCUGAUGUGUAGUAAUUGUGCAUGAAUUUGUGGAUUUCAUGUCGCAGGGGGGGGAAAGCACAAAGCAAGAACCUAAUGAAUGGGAAAUUUCCUAAUGUGGUUUUUUUUUCAGAGACUCAAAAGAUUUUUCCGAUGGGAAUGAUGUCAACAAAAAGAGCAAUCUUAAAUACAGACACCUUAAUUCCUGAAUGUGCCAACUUGUUGAUUUAUAUCAGUCUAAGGACAAACGAGAGGUGAUUUUUUAAUUUUUAAAAAAGCAAAAGCUGUUGUACUUCACCUUUGCGGGUUUUGCACCAAAAUUUAAUACAAGUCGGUGCUGAUUCUAACCUUACCUUUUUAGACAACGUACAUACCUGCUCUACAAACACAUGAUGUUUUGAUAUGUAAUUCCUUUUCAAGUGAUAUUGCUGAAAAAUAUGAUGUUGGCUGCAUUCAUUUAGAGUAGAAAAUAAAAUAUUGACAGCUUUGUUAUAGUGGAAUGUUCACAUUAAGAGAUAGAAAAGAUUAUGUGUAGUACCUUUGAAAUGUUUCCUGAAACAAAAACAGACAUGGAUGAUAGCCCAUGGGAAUGGAAUCAUUUUCUCUUCAAAUUAGUUUUUCUGUUUAGUCGCAGGUGCUAAAAACCAAGAGGUGACAUUUUAGUGAGCUAAUCUGGACAUAGUUUAAGUAUUGUGGUAGUGUUUCUAAAAAACAGGGAUCGCUUUCAGCACUAAUUUGCAUCCUUUAUUUUUAACAGCUCCUUGGUUUUCUCACUGCUGAUUUUUCCUUUUUUAAAAAUGCAUCAAUGAGUAACUAGUGCUUUACACUGAUAAUGCACUUUUGUUGUCGAAACGAAAAUAACAACAGGCUACCUAACCCUCUAGCAAUGCUGAACAGGUAUGGGAAUAUCUUUGAUGUGGCUGGAGCUCAUCUUUCUGUGUGCACCCACUGCUUUCUUUUUAUCCUGCCAGAAGUUGUGCUGCAGCCAUUGUCUCCUAUAUUAGAUAAUGUAGCACAACUGGAGAAGCAAGGUGUCUGUAACAUACUUGCUUGACUAUUCUUUAGACUGGUGAAAUGGCCUAUGGAGAUGAGAGCUGAAAAAUGGUGGCUGCAGAGCAGCCCAGUGAGUGACCCAUCUUGCUGUGUCCUAUCACAGGUUGGUUUUUGUCAUCUCACACUAAAAGCAAGGUGAUACUGAGCCAGCAAAGUGUUCAUUUUUCAAUUUCCUUGUGUCACUAUGUAACACCUGUCUUCCUCUGAGUUCUUAAUAUCUUAGAUAGCAUACAAAACUCUAAAAGGGAGCUGAGGCAGAUGGUAGAUGGUAGACCCAGAAUACUUUGGGGACAAAUUAAAAAUGAAGCUCACACUCAGAA
This is a messenger RNA of Anolis sagrei ordinatus, 4638 nucleotides long. It is a transcript of the gene PLPPR4, whose product is annotated as phospholipid phosphatase related 4. Lineage: Eukaryota; Metazoa; Chordata; Lepidosauria; Squamata; Anolidae. Gene Ontology annotation, molecular function: phosphatidate phosphatase activity. Gene Ontology annotation, biological process: axonogenesis; phospholipid dephosphorylation; phospholipid metabolic process. The record is from RefSeq and is a predicted model, not a curated record. Gene Ontology annotation, cellular component: plasma membrane.